Lactuca virosa is the source of this 1139-nucleotide messenger RNA. The record is from the annotation of a GenBank genome assembly. NCBI's taxonomy places the organism in Eukaryota, Viridiplantae, Streptophyta, Magnoliopsida, Asterales, Asteraceae.
GAAGAAGACUCGACGCAGCAGCAAACAACCAGAAUUUCGCCAUGGGAAGAAGACCGGCUAGAUGUUACCGACAGAUCAAGAACAAGCCAUAUCCCAAAUCUCGUUACUGUAGAGGUGUGCCUGAUCCCAAGAUUAGGAUCUACGAUGUUGGAAUGAAGAAGAAAGGAGUCGAUGAGUUCCCCUUUUGCGUACACUUGGUCAGUUGGGAGAAAGAGAAUGUCUCCAGUGAGGCACUUGAAGCAGCACGUAUUGCCUGCAACAAGUACAUGACAAAGUUUGCAGGAAAGGAUGCUUUCCACUUGAGGGUUAGGGUUCAUCCUUUCCAUGUUCUUCGUAUCAACAAGAUGCUUUCAUGUGCUGGAGCUGAUAGGCUUCAGACUGGUAUGAGAGGUGCCUUUGGAAAACCACAGGGAGUUUGUGCCCGUGUAAGCAUUGGUCAAGUUCUUCUAUCUGUUAGAUGCAAAGAUGGUAACAGUCAGCAUGCUCAAGAGGCUCUUCGUAGGGCUAAAUUCAAGUUCCCUGGUCGCCAAAAGAUUAUUGUCAGCAGGAAAUGGGGAUUUACUAAGUUCAGUCGUACUGACUAUGUUCAGUGGAAAUCUGAGAACCGAAUCAUGUCUGAUGGUGUUAAUGCUAAGCUUCUUGGAUGCCAUGGGCCUCUUGCAAAUCGUCAACCUGGAAGAGCUUUCUUAGACGCAUGGAAAUCUGAGAACCGAAUCAUGUCUGAUGGUGUUAAUGCUAAGCUUCUUGGAUGCCAUGGGCCUCUUGCAAAUCGUCAACCUGGAAGAGCUUUCUUAGACGCAGUUGCAUAAAUUUUAUCCCAGGAAGAAAUAACCCUUUUUCUUGUUUUGCUAAAAUGACAUUUUAUAAUCGUGUUUUGUUUUUCCCUUGUGUUUGGGCUACUGCAAUGCACUGAAAGGAAUUCUUGCUACUUGAACUCGAAUGCACGGUGGUUUGAUUUAUGUAGUCUUUCUUCUGGAUGUUUGUUUGUGUGUGAUUUUUUUACUGUUUCUUUGAAGGCUUAAGUAUUUAUAACAAAUAGUAUGAAAAAAAGGUUGUGCUAAUUUUUUCGUUAUGUAAUGAAGUUAUCUAUUUGUAGGAUAUUUUGUUUCAUAAAUUAGUAACAAACCAAGAAUUACUCA